Cylindrotheca closterium is the source of this 1710-nucleotide messenger RNA. The record is from the annotation of a GenBank genome assembly. NCBI's taxonomy places the organism in Eukaryota, Bacillariophyta, Bacillariophyceae, Bacillariales, Bacillariaceae.
AUGAGAACAAAUCCAAGACAAUUCUUACAUUCGCUGGCAAUCCUGUCACCGCUCUGCCUAUUGUAUUUUGGGAGCACGCCUACGGAUGCCUUUGCUCCCACCCUAUGGCAGAAUUCCAAGCUAUCGACAAUGCAACUGUAUGCUGAUGAAACAAAUGAGAAGGACCUUCCUGGGAUUCCCACAGAAUGGCGUGGCGAAGUCUUGCAAUCUCUCAAGGCCGUGAUUGACCCCGAUUUGAAUCAGGACAUUGUUACACUCGGCUUUGUACAAAAUCUAAGUUUGGAUGAAGAUACCCGCGAAGUAAAAUUUGAUGUCGAAUUGACCACUCCCGCCUGUCCAGUCAAGGAACAAUUCCAAAUGGAUUGUCAAAAAUUGGUGGAAGACUUGCCUUGGACCGGCCCAGUGACUGUCCAAAUGACCGCUCAGCCUUCUGUUAUGGAAACUUCUACCUUUGGAAUGGCCCAAGUAGGCGCCGUCAUUGCUGUCAGCUCUUGUAAGGGUGGAGUGGGCAAGUCUACGACUGCCGUUAACUUGGCAUAUGCCUUGCAAAGCAUGGGCGCCUCGGUCGGUAUUUUUGACGCGGAUGUCUAUGGACCUUCUUUGCCUACUAUGAUCACCCCCGACGAUGACAUUGUUCGCUUUGUGGGACGGCAGGUCGCGCCCCUCCAACGCAAUGGCGUCAAGUUGAUGAGUUUUGGUUAUGUCAAUGAUGGUUCGGCGAUUAUGCGUGGCCCCAUGGUGACUCAACUGUUGGAUCAAUUCUUGAGUGUGACGCAUUGGGGGCCCUUAGAUUACUUGAUUUUGGACAUGCCUCCGGGAACGGGAGACAUCCAAUUAACACUGACUCAACGAUUAAAUAUUACUGCAGCUGUCAUUGUCACCACGCCACAAGAAUUGAGCUUUGCGGAUGUGGUCCGCGGAGUAGAAAUGUUUGACUCGGUCAAUGUUCCUUGUGUGGCAGUCGUUGAGAAUAUGGCCUAUUACAAAGUGGAGAAGGAAAAUCAAUUCGAUAUGGAUCAGCUUAAGGAGGCUAUUGGAGAAACAUUGGAAGCCAAGGGAAUGUUGAACGGUGAUGAGGGCGACAAGACCAGCAAGGAAAAGAAAAAGGAAAAAGAUGCCCUGGUGGACGAGUUGGUUCAAGUUGUCAUGAAAAAUACCAAGGAAGAAAAGAUCCAAAUCUUUGGACCAGGGCACAAGCGUCGUCUGUCGGAACAGUGGGGCAUUGAUCAUACCUUUUCGAUGCCUCUUUUGAACCAAAUUGCUUCCAACGGAGAUUCGGGAACUCCUUAUAUCCUUGAGCAUCCCGAUUCGGAGCAAGCUUCCAUUUACAAAUCCCUCGCUGCAUCUGUCGUCACUGAAGUUGCCAAGACCAAGUACCGCCAACAACGACCAUCCAUCGUCUUCGACGAAGAUUUGCACAUUUUGGUGAUUGACGAAGAAGAAGCAAUGACGACUGCCAAUUUGCGACGAGCCUGUCGGUGUGCCGCAUGUGUGGAAGAAAUGACUGGUCGUCAAAUCUUGAAACCUGCCGACAUUCCAGAGAGCGUCAAACCCUUGAAGAUGGCGCCGACUGGGAACUAUGCCCUGUCGGUGGACUGGUCGGACGGACAUAAAUCCUUGUAUCCUUACCGACAAAUUCGAUCGUUGUUGGACGAACAAAACGAAGAAGCAACUGUAGAAGGAAAAAAGGAAGUUGCUGGAGUGCCAUAA